CUGGUACGUGACAUGAAAACGCGGUUUGGUGUCUCUGACCAUACAGGCGACAGGCAUUGCACUCUGGCACUCGCCCAUCUCAUCAGCCAAUCGCGUAUCAUUACAAGUGUACCCGCACACGCACACCUUUGAAAGUGCAUCCAGUCGAGUCGCGAUUGUCCUUUUGCAGUCUCUUCAGUUGCAGUUUGCCGGCUUUGUUUUGCCAAACUUUCACGAUUCUCUCUUUCAAACCGAGGUUUUCAUCAAAAGUGUAAUUGUGUGUAAUUUAUAAGUGAAGAAAAGCGCAAAAUCUUUUUCUCCGCGCUGUAUAUAUACGUAAAUAAUACUCCCCUACAGAUGUGCUAAAAUAAGGCAAAAUAAGAGGAUCAACAGGUUUUUCAGGUAGCUGUGCAACUAUCAGGGAAAUAAACUGUAAUGUCUCGUGGAAUUUUAAGGCUUCAACAGUACAAACGGCUCUGUGAUAUAAACGCAUUUUCCUUCAGAUGUAGUUUAGGCAACUUGCUAUGUUCUGUAAGAUGUUCGAAGCCCCAAAACAGAACAUUCCUAACCACUACAUAUUUGGGGAAAGAAGCUGUUAGGGAAGCAGCAAAAGACAAUCCUCAGGUAAAGCCGCCUGAGCCGCCACCUAAAGGAAUUCCAUAUAGUAAGCUGACUGUUGGGGUGCCAAAAGAGAGCUGGCAAAAUGAGAAAAGGGUGGCCUUAGUACCACCAGCUGUUGAAGUACUGGUCAAAAAAGGAUUUACGGUUCACAUUGAAGAAGAUGCUGGGAUCGAAGCAAAAAUCAGGAAUGCGGAUUUUGAAAAAUCGGGAGCAAAAAUUGUGAAUACUGAGUCGGCAUUUAAUUCAGAUAUUGUGCUCAAAGUAAGAAAGCCGUCGAUGGAGGAAGUAGAAAAGUUCAGGAAUAAUUCAACGCUUAUUUCGUUCAUAUACCCGGCUGAAAAUAGGGAUCUGGUAGAAAAAUUAGCUCAGAAGAAACUUAAUGUAUUUGGGAUGGAUUGCAUACCUAGGAUAACCAGGGCACAAGUCUUUGAUGCAUUGAGUUCUAUGGCAAAUAUUUCAGGGUACAGGGCGGUGGUAGAGGCUGCUAAUCAUUUUCCACGCUUUUUCGCGGGUCAGAUCACGGCAGCUGGUAAAGUUCCCCCAGCGAAGGUUUUAGUUAUCGGAGGAGGGGUAGCUGGACUCGCGGCCAUUGGACAGGCCAAAGCGAUGGGUGCAAUAGUGAGGGCUUUCGAUACCAGAUCUGCGGUUAAAGAACAAGUGGAAUCGCUUGGCGCUGAAUUCCUCACUAUAGAUAUUAAGGAAGAAGGAGGAACUGAUGCCGGGUACAGUAAAGAAAUGUCAAAGGAGUUCAUCGAUGCGGAAAUGGUUUUGUUCGCAAAACAGUGUAAAGAUGUAGACGUUGUUAUUUCUACAGCACUUAUACCUGGAACAAGGGCCCCGCUUUUGAUUAAAAAGGAACACAUUGAAUCCAUGAAACCAGGAAGUGUUGUAGUAGAUCUAGCCGCUGAAUCAGGUGGCAACAUCGAAACAACUAGGCCUAAUGAAGUUUAUGUUUACCAUGAUGUAACUCAUGUAGGCUUAACGGACCUUCCUAGCAGAUUACCAACGCAAAGCUCGAAUUUGUAUGCCAACAAUAUUUCAAAGUUCUUGUUAUCAAUGGGCGAAAAGAACCACUUCGAUAUAAACUUGGACGAUGAAGUCGUACGGGGAAGCAUCAUAUUGCAAAAGGGAAAUCUCAUGUGGCCUCCACCACCCCCUAAAGUAGUACCUAGCCCGGUUGUGCCCAAAACGCCUGCUGCAGAAAUAGCUGCUCAGAAAAAAGUGGACCCCUUGAGUGCGACAUUGAACAACUCCUUAAUGAUUACGGGCGGUGUCGGCUCCAUUUUGGGAUUCGGAAUGGUGUCACCAAACGCUGACUUCACGUCGAUGUUGACCGUACUGGGGUUAUCAACUAUAGUGGGAUACCAUACAGUUUGGGGUGUCACACCGGCUCUUCAUUCACCGCUGAUGUCCGUAACGAAUGCGAUAUCAGGAAUUACAGCUGUAGGCGGUCUCUUGCUGAUGGGUGGAGGAUACUAUCCAAUAAACUCAAUUGAAUAUUUAGCAGCAGCUGCAGCGUUCGUGUCAUUCAUAAACGUAUUUGGUGGCUUUCUGGUGACAAAAAGGAUGUUGGAUAUGUUUAAAAGACCGGAGGACCCUCCCGAACACAACUAUGUCUAUUCAGUACCAGCAUUGGCGUUCUUGGGAAUGUACGGAUGGGCCGCUCAUCAAGGACUGCCAGAGAUCCACCAAGCCUCAUAUUUAGCUGCUUCCUUGUGCUGUGUCGGCGCUCUGGGAGGUCUCAGCUCUCAGGCUACAGCUCGGAUGGGAAACAGUUUGGGAAUUGUGGGUGUAACUGGUGGCAUAGCAGCGACUGUCGGUUAUAUUUCGCCGUCACAUGAGGUGCUGGCCCAGAUGGCCGCUGCGGCGAUUGGCGGUGGAAUUAUUGGAACCGUCAUAGCGAAAAAAAUCGAAAUCACAGACCUGCCUCAGUUAGUAGCAGCGUUUCAUAGUUUGGUAGGAUUAGCGGCAGUACUCACAUGUAUGGCUACCUUUAUGCAUGAUUUCCCAUCGUUUGCGACCGAUCCUGCAAUGGGUGUUACUAAGACAGCUCUAUUCCUAGGUACCUACAUCGGCGGAGUCACAUUUAGCGGCUCACUAGUUGCAUACGGAAAACUUCAGGGAAUAAUGAGGUCGCAACCGCUGCUUCUACCAGGACGUCACGCAUUGAACUCAGCUCUGUUGUUAGCUAACCUAGGCGCAGGGGGCUAUCUGUUCUACGACAAUACCAUGGACGGCGGCUUGGCUGCACUGGGAACUACCGCAGCUCUUUCAUCUGUCAUGGGCUACACGCUCACAGCUGCUAUUGGAGGAGCUGACAUGCCUGUAGUUAUCACUGUACUGAACAGCUAUUCGGGCUGGGCAUUGUGUGCUGAAGGUUUUAUGUUAAACAACCAACUAAUGACAAUAGUUGGAGCGUUGAUAGGAUCGUCAGGUGCCAUCUUGUCAUACAUCAUGUGUAAGGCCAUGAACCGAUCUCUGCCGAACGUUAUCCUCGGUGGAUUUGGGACGUCAUCAACAGGAUCCGGGAAACCAAUGGAAAUUACCGGCACUCACACCGAAAUAUCUUUAGAUGGUACCGCUGAAGUGAUCAGGAAUGCCAAAAAUAUCAUCAUCGUGCCAGGAUAUGGCAUGUGCGUCGCUAAAGCACAGUACCCUGUUGCAGAGUUGGUUUCUAUAUUGAAGUCGCAGGGCAAGCAUGUUAGGUUCGCCAUACAUCCUGUAGCAGGUCGGAUGCCGGGUCAACUAAACGUACUGCUGGCUGAAGCCGGUGUACCGUACGACGACGUAUUGGAGAUGGACGAGAUCAACGACGAUUUCCCAGAUACGGACCUGGUGUUGGUCAUAGGCGCCAAUGAUACCGUCAACAGUGCAGCGUUGGAAGAUCCAAACUCGCCGAUCGCCGGCAUGCCAGUACUUACCGUUUGGCAAGCGGAACACGUCAUUGUCAUGAAGAGGUUUGUUCUUUUGAAGUCAGUCAUAGUACGGGAGCUCUACAGAAUAAAAUUAGCAAUCGAGACGUUAGUGAAGGACCGUAUCGUCAGCAACUCCUACAAUUGUAGGACGCCUUUGAUUUUCAUAGUAUUUUCUCUCCUACGGAAAGACUGAGGUAUUUCUAGAUUUAGUAUAGAAACAAUUCCCAAUGGCCAUUUUAUAACGCUCAUUUCUUGACAGAUAAGAUAAAUGAUGUACAUUGUUGCCAAGUUGUACCUUUUUUUGGCGAAACGUAAUUAGAAAUGAGGUUAUUUGCAAAAUAAUAGUCUUAAUUAUUGUGCAUGGCUUGUUUUAUGAAAAGUUGUCUUAAUAUUCACCAAAAACUAGAUUAAAUUUCGAACAGUAUGUGUCUUAACAGUGGAAAAUGCACCAGCGGCUCGCGU
This is a messenger RNA of Acanthoscelides obtectus, 3977 nucleotides long. NCBI's taxonomy places the organism in Eukaryota, Metazoa, Arthropoda, Insecta, Coleoptera, Chrysomelidae. The record is from the annotation of a GenBank genome assembly.